CCUUUUAAAAUUAUGGACAGUCUUGAAGCACCCCAUUUUAGAAUGGGGUGCCUCAAGAUUGUCCAUAAUUUUCAAGGGUGCCUCAAGACUGUCCAUAAUUUUAAAGGGUACCACGGGACUGUCCAUAAUUUUAAAGGGUGCCUCAAGACUGUCCAUAAUUUUAAAGGGUGUCUUGGGACUGUCCAUAAUUUUCAAGGGUGCCUCGGGACUGUCCAUAAUUUUAAAGGGUGCCUUUUGAUGUUGAAUUUCUAGACAGCAGCUGUCACAUUGGAAAGGUCCAAUCGUAAUGGAGGUGAUGGGUGGGUUCAGUCCUUAUUCUCUAAGUGGUGUAUGCAUUGUGUAUAGU
Messenger RNA from Staurois parvus, 346 nucleotides. NCBI's taxonomy places the organism in Eukaryota, Metazoa, Chordata, Amphibia, Anura, Ranidae. The record is from the annotation of a GenBank genome assembly.